AUGAUGCAGAGCGCAAGACAAUUGUUAUGGACUUUGACAAUGAUGCAGUUGCUCCUGGCAGUAGUUGGUCUGGAAUGCUAUGCCUGCGACUCAGCCGAGGAUGCUGAGUGCGCAACACGGCCUGGCCAGCAGCUGGAGGUGGAAGAGUGCAGCCAAUCGAAUGAUGAGUGUGUGACCUCUAUAACGGCGGGCCUCACGCGUCGCGGCUGUUUGCAUCGCCUCUAUCCGAACGGCUACUGUGCAGAGCCCUGCGACCGCUGCAAUACGAGUCUCUGCAAUCGGCACAUCUUUCCAGCGGAUCGCCUACGCUGCUAUCAGUGCAACGGCGCCACCUGCAUCGAUGUGAGUACACGGCCCGAAUUGCUGCUGCCCUGCCCCAUCUAUAACGAGAAGGAUCGCUGCUACACCAACAUUUUGCACCUGAGCAACACGCAGCGAGGUUGUGAGCACACCAAUCUGCCCGCGGACUGCCCCCAUGUCUGCCUCAAGUGCAACUACAAUGGCUGCAAUGCGGAGCUAACGGUCAGCGAAAGCCACUGUCUCCAGUGCACAUCGAAUCGUCUGUCGGGCAAUCCCGAUUGCCAGCGCGAACAGCUGCCCGAGUUGCCCAACAAAUGUGAGCUGUCCAAUGCAACUGUGACGCAGUGCGUCAACAAGGUGAUGUUCGGGCAUCGGGAGCGCUGCUAUACGCAUCACAAUAGCCAAACGGAGGUGCUGCAACGCGGCUGCUCCACUACCAUGGGCUUCUUUCCCUCAGGUCAGCUGCACGAGUGCUAUGGCGACAAUUGCAAUGCCCAAUGCCAGGAUAUUGCUUGCGCCACCUGUAACUCCACCAGCAAUCCUAAUUGUCGUAGCGGACAUGCCCUGAAGAGCGAACAGUGCGCCCCGGGCACCACGGCCUGUUAUUCGUGCGAGCAAGGUUUAUGCCCGGUUGUCUUUAGGUGGUUUCUUUUGUUGAGUCCACUCUUUUAUAUGAGUUUCUUGUUCUUUCUUUGCACAGAUACGCUGCUGCGUCGCGGCUGCGCGGAUGCUGACUUUGUGGCCAGCACCGGCGAGGAAUGCCAGCUGUGCCGCAACAGUGACGGCUGCAACCGUUGGUCGGUGCGCAGUUGCUAUCGGUGCAAUUCGCAGGAACAUGGCGAGGACUGCGCUGCCAUGCAGCAGCCGAGCGCCAUGGCGCUGAGCAACUGCAGCAGCCCAGCCGAGCUCUGUGUGAGCACCGUAGUUAGCCGGCUUCAGUUGGUCUAUACGGUACGUGGCUGCGCAGGCGAGGUGCCUGAGUGCACCGCUAACGAUCCUUACUGCGUGCGUUGCAAUGGCACUCUGUGCAACAGUGCGCCCACCAAAUGGCUGCAACAGCAACCGCAACAACAGCAGGCGGUGGGCGUUACAAAGGGCGUACAACGUCUACUCGCGUAUCUAUGGCCCAAUCUAUGAGUAAUUAGCAGCAAUUAUUUACAAAGCACUUUUUUUGAUGAAUAAACAAUGAGCGACAAAAUUCAUACACACACACACCUCCCUAUACACCCCAAACCUUAUCCCUGCCGGCCACCCUGGAACAAAACCGUAAUGUUGAUAAGCACGCUGACCAGGCGGAUGUGGAGGAAGCGAAGAGGCGUCAUUAACGGUUGCCAACCGGCAACAGAAAUAAGAAAACAAAAUACGCCCCUCGAAACCAACGCAAACGAAAAAGAGAGUGGAAGAGCAAGAGAGACCGAGCGAGAGUGAGAGUUAAUGGAAAAGAAGAACGUGUGUGAGAGAUUCAAAACAGGGCUGAACGAACACAGGGC
Molecule: messenger RNA, 1790 nt
Organism: Drosophila hydei
Lineage: Eukaryota; Metazoa; Arthropoda; Insecta; Diptera; Drosophilidae
Exons: 2
Coding region: 1-1437 (478 amino acids)
Source: RefSeq, a predicted model, not a curated record